AGCACUCCUGCUUUCUUUGAAAGGAUAGACCCUCCCGCAACUUGGAUUCUACCCCUGAGUGAACCUCCUCAUCGUCAUCAUCCCAACGAUAAUAUCUAGACCUUACAUGUACCAAUUCUCUAUUUUGUAGUCUGGUUUUACCUUCUACUUCUUCCUUCUAAUCGCCGAGGAGAAGAAACUUCUGGCCUUUAUCUAUCAUUUAUUUUUAUCAAUUUUCAAUGCUAGGUAGUACAACGAAAACCAUGACCCAGCCCCUCCCGACCCUUUUCCACGUGACGCGUGCCCAGAGAUGGCAGAGCGAAGCGGACGUGGUCGCAGCCUUUUCUGCGGACGAAGUGCGCCUCGUUUUCGACGACCUCGGCCUGGAAGUUCGGUUUGUCGGUGGGCGACGCGAGAUCCGCCGGCGGUCCUUCACCGAUGAAGAAUACGACCAGCUUGGGGCGCCGUCUCCAGCAGUUUCUGCCGCGCCCCGGGGGCGUGACGAGGAGCGGGCGGACGUCAAGCGCGGCGUUGCUGAUGUUGACACGCCUGUUCCUAUGGACGUCGGACGAGCUACCUUUACACGAACGGGAGGACGUGCAGCUCCCGCUUUCGCUCCCACAGCUCGGGCUCAACAUUCCUCAAUCGGCGGUAAUGUUGGUGUUGCAGCCAACAUGGACGAACAAACAAAUCACAGGACGUCGAGCGUCAACAGCACUAAAGCCGCCCGCAGUAGGAGCCUCGUGAGUUGGAAAAGCCAAGGUGGGAGAGCAGCGAGCAGCCGCACAGAUGAAAUUGACUACAAGGUCUCGUCCCCGAAAAAUGCCCACGCAGAUGCGCGAAAACGGCCCGGCAGUGUGGGAAGUUGCAGUAGCUCUUCCUCGACGUUAAAUAUGUUGAACAGGGGUACCUCUAAGAGUAAUUCUCGCGGCAAUAUCCCGAUCCCGAAUCAAAAUCCGCACAAUUCUCGUGAAGAUGAAGAGGAGGACGGUGCAGCACACCUUGGUCCCCUGCGAACAAUCCCAACAGUGGAGAUCCGAAAUCUGCUGCUCAACUGCAAAAAUAGUGCAGGAACAACUUCUGCGUCCUUCCGGCAUGGCACCUACCAUGCGCGGGACCACCGCAGCGCCGCGCCGCCGCAGCCGGUGCUGACGUUUGAGGACCAUGCGGCGCAGAAACUGACGAAGAUCGUGCGUGGGAAGCUGGUGCGCAACAGCGUGGAGCGGAUGCGGCGCGAGAUGCAUCUUGCCGCGGCAAAGAUCGCCGCCCUCUGGAAGAACAGCGCACACAUCCGCAGCAUUGAGCGGAUGCGCCGGCAGAUCGAGGAGGAGGCCAGGCUUGCGGCCUCGGAUAUCGAGUCUGAGUUCCUCGAGCGCGCGUCCAACCGCAGCUUCAACAACCAGCGGGGUGGAGCGGCAUCCGGCGGGACGAAAUCCGCCUGCGACGAGCAGUCGAACAAGAGCUUUCUUUCCUCCGACUCGGAGGACGAGGAGCAGGACGACCUGGGGGACAUUGUGAACGAGCGUGUGACAAAAGCCGUGGAGAAGAUCGUGGCGGUGCUGCGCGGGCACAUGGACCGCACACAGACGGCCCAGAUGAAAAUGGAAAUGACCGACGCGGCGAACACGAUCAAGGCCUACUUCCGCGGCGCGCGGGAGCGCGCGGAAGUCCGCCGGGUGCGGAAGGCGAUGCACGAGGCCGCCUUCAAAAUUCAGCAAGCUUACAAAGUGCAGAAGUCCGGCCGGGGGGGCAUAUUGUUGGGGCCGAUUUUCGCGGACGGGGUGGAGGCGGCAAACGACGACGAAAUCGAUCUGCGAAUGGCACCCGCUUUGCCAGAAAACUGCUCGGGCGGCUUGGUGGGGGAGAGGAACUUUUGUUCUUCUACGGUUCCUGCCGCGACCGAUCUUCACCUUCACAGCGGGGGAACAACUUUUACACAUUCGCGCAGAACGUCACGGUCCACAACGCAAAUUAUGAAUGGUGCGAACAAUAUCAAUACUUUGGUGGAAUAUGUAAAUUUGGUGGACCACGGCAAGGAGCUUGCAAGUGCAAGUGGUGUCGUGGUUGUUCCGACUUCAUCUACAACUACUUCUAUCAGCACAACCACUGCGACCACCUCCGAGGACAACAAAACCGCAGCGCGCAUUGACCGGGAGAUCAACCGCGCGUGCGAUAAGAUCAGUCGCCAGCUCAGCCGGUUACACAACCUGCAGGCAACUUGUUCUAAGGACCCGAGCUCCUCCAUCCCUGCCACGUCUGAGGAUGACGACCAGACUUCGAAAUCCUCUGCGGCCUCGAAGAUGACGAAGCAACAGCGGAAGCAGGAGGCCCUAAACUCGGCGAAGCUGGAGAUUAUUCACGACGAGACCACGGCCGCCGCGUUGAAGAUCGCGGCCUUCAUUCGCGUAUGCAUUGCAAAAAUGUCUGGGUCUGGAAACUUGUGAUGCGAAAAUGUGAAUGAUGAAAGCAGUUCUGAAUGGACUGCAGCAUAACAACUUUCCAGAACGCUUUCUGAUGGGAAAUCCGCAUGAGAAACUGCGUUUUUGCAUGUUGACAAAAGAGGCUGCGACUUUUGCUGGAUAUGCAAUACAGAUUUCCUAGCAAUGAAAAGCUAGCAUUACAAGUUCCAACUUUCCAGACCCAGACAUAUUUGCAGUGGAUAUCGCGAGAGAUCGAGAAAAUCGCCUCAGCAGGUCCAGCGGGAGACGCAGUUGGUCAAAGAGGAGAUCGGCGCCGCCGUGCGCCGCAUCGACGAAGACUUCCAGCGCAGAAGGACGACUGCUGGGUAGCUUUUGUGUAAUAUGAUUGAGCAGCACUUGGAAUUAUUGCACUUCUUGGGAGUCUUAGUUACGCCUGUUGAGCGACGCGCGUCUAUUGUACGACUUAAUAAAACCACUUCUACUCUUCAUAUCAAAAUUUUUAGGAUCGAAGUCUGUAUUCGGAGCUAGUUUGUGGUUCUCGAUUGCGUUCUCUCACGCAUGAAACGGGAAAGGUAAAAAUUUGUGUGGGAGACACGCAUGCAAGUAUGAACAUGAAUUAUAUGUAAAAGUAAGGAACGAUUCCUGGUGGACUUGAAGUGCUUAGUACUACACACGGAACUUUCUAUUUUCCUCAGUUUCUACUUUUUUCUCGUAGUAGUACUACACAGAGGUGUGAUCCAUUUAGAGCAGAAGCGUCCAAAGCGACACGAGACGCAAAUUUGACGCUUCGGCUCAGUAUAUGAAAGUAGCUAUUUGUGCAGAAAUAGUCUGCUUGUUCUAAUGGACAAAAGAAUUACUAAAUUCGAAUUUCUGUCGCACAAUUAUGGGAAUGUAGCAACUCAACUAACAGCAUUGUGGC
Messenger RNA from Amoebophrya sp. A120, 3318 nucleotides. NCBI's taxonomy places the organism in Eukaryota, Dinophyceae, Syndiniales, Amoebophryaceae. The record is from the annotation of a GenBank genome assembly.